UCUGCGACGACUCGUUGCCUUUCUUUCAGAAUCCGCCAGGGCCCGCCUUCUCUCCGUAGCCUGUCUCGCGGCAGAAAGGCUCCGGGAGACGACCCACCGAUCGCAUCGUUGUCGUUACGGAGGAAUCGUUACGGAGGAAUAUCGUCUGCGGUGAUCGCACGCGACGUCCACGCCCCCCAGCGACAACAGCGGAGCAGCAGAGGCGGGUGUUACAUUCGUAGUGGGGCGGUAGCAGCAGAGAAGGUUGUUACACGCGUGGGGCGGUAGCAGCAGAGAAGGUGUUACAAUAGCAAGGCGGUAGCAGCAGAGAACGGGGUUAAACUCAUAGGGAGGCAACAUCAGCCGACAGAACCCAUUAUCCGAUUGCGCAUCCAUCAAGGAGACGAUAUGGCGCUGCGAGCGUUCGUGCUGCUGCUGGUCGUUGUGAUUGCGACGACGGGCCGUGCCAACGGUGACGCGUUCGACGAUGCCGUAACGAAGCUGCAGAGCGUGUCGGCCGACAGUUGUCGCGCCGUGCUCGCCGGCGACGAGCAGCGCCUCCUACUGGAGGAGAACUUCGUCACGGGAGUCCCCGGAUCAUCCGGGCAGUCGCCGCAGCUCGCGCUCAGCGAGGCGUCCACGCUGGCGCACAACCGUGCCUUCUUCUUCAGCUUCAUCCUGCAACACAUGAACGCGACCGCAGACGAACCCGGCUUCCUCUACUACUACUACUCGGCCGUCGCCGACGUCGCCGCUUACGGUGACGUCAUCAGCGGAAGCAGCGUCGUCUUCGACCGCAAGAGCUUCUUUCCGAACUGGUACAAGAGCGCCUCAGCGCAGCGCCCUCACGUGACGGACUACCUUCCGUACGCGCGCGCGCCGCGUGCCGGCGAACAUCUCAUCGUCGUCGAAGACGACGCGGUUGCCGGGAGUGGCGCCGGCAGCGCCUACACGGACGGUGACCGGUACUCGUGGGCGAAACCCUGGUACAGCAAGUGGUUGCCGCGCGCGAUGCAGCCGCCGCUGCCCUACCAGAUCAUCAUCGAAAAGCUGUUUCAUCCGAAGGACCACAUGCAGGUGUACGGGCCGCCGGAGACGAAACCUAGCAGCUUCACUCCGCCCUACUUUGAGUGCGGAUUGAUCGACGAGUGGAUAAGCGGUGCGGUGUCGCCAGUCGUCAACUACGAGCGGCCGGACUACAACUAUCCCGCAGUGCCGAAGUAAGAACGAUGUCGACGUUUACGUUGAUUUGCGUACAUAGGCUUAUCUCAUAUCUUAUAUCUUUGCCUUAUCCAA
Molecule: messenger RNA, 1275 nt
Organism: Priapulus caudatus
Lineage: Eukaryota; Metazoa; Priapulida; Priapulimorpha; Priapulimorphida; Priapulidae
Exons: 1
Coding region: 388-1203 (271 amino acids)
Source: RefSeq, a predicted model, not a curated record